AUGGAGUUUGUAACAGCACUCGUUUUCAUUUUUAUAGCUUGCGGUUGUGGAAUUGCAUGGGCCAUUUUCAAUUGGAUAGCAGUUCAUAAAAUAGAAAUUCAUCACAAACAUGAAGGAUUGACAGAAAAAUUAUAGGGAGCAGAAUAAGAGAAAAUCGAAACACUAUUGGAAAUUGGAGAACAUAUUUCUGAUGUAACAAUUGUAAUUUAAUUAUAAGGGUGCCCAAGCCUUUUUGAAAGNGCAACACUUAUAUUAUAAUCUGUUCUUGUAGCUUAUUACUCUAAUUCAGCAAAUUUGA
Messenger RNA from Paramecium octaurelia, 298 nucleotides. The record is from the annotation of a GenBank genome assembly. NCBI's taxonomy places the organism in Eukaryota, Ciliophora, Oligohymenophorea, Peniculida, Parameciidae.